This is a messenger RNA of Salarias fasciatus (jewelled blenny), 3266 nucleotides long. RefSeq names its product polypyrimidine tract-binding protein 2-like. Gene Ontology annotation, biological process: mRNA processing. The transcript is spliced from 17 exons. Gene Ontology annotation, molecular function: RNA binding. The coding region runs from base 72 to 1643 and encodes 523 amino acids. NCBI's taxonomy places the organism in Eukaryota, Metazoa, Chordata, Actinopteri, Blenniiformes, Blenniidae. Gene Ontology annotation, cellular component: nucleus. The record is from RefSeq and is a predicted model, not a curated record.
CCCAUUUUGCUCGCGCCGUCCGCCCGCAGAGCGCACGAAACUCCUCCGGCAGAAGAGGACAAAGAGCUGCAAUGGACGGUGAUGUUGCAGUUGGUGUGAAGAGAGGCUCAGAUGAGCUCAGCAUGUACGGCAGCAGCCCUAACUCUCUGCCCGCAAAUGGCAGUGACAGUAAGAAGCAACGCUUGGAGGAGUCUCCCCCCUCCAGAGUUCUCCACAUCAGAAAACUUCCCAAUGAAGUGUCAGAGACGGAAGUCAUUGCUCUGGGCCUGCCUUUCGGAAAGGUCACCAAUAUCCUGAUGCUGAAGGGGAAAAAUCAGGCGUUUCUGGAGUUGGGCACAGAGGAAGCAGCCAUAACUAUGGUGAACUACUACACAGCCGUCACGCCUCAGGUCAGAAACUCCCCUGUAUUCAUCCAGUAUUCCAAUCACAAGGAACUGAAGACCGACUCUGCUCUGAAUCAGCGAGCUCAGGCAGUGCUACAGGCGGUGUCAGCCGUUCAGGACGGGAGCUCUCCAUCCUCUGACCCGGGAGUCUUGGACCUCGCUCCACCUCCGAGUCCGGUCCUGAGAAUUAUCAUCGACAACAUGUUUUAUCCGGUCACACUGGAUGUUCUACAGCAGAUCUUCAGUAAGUUUGGGACUGUCAUGAAGAUAAUAACCUUCACUAAGAACAACCAGUUUCAGGCUCUUCUUCAAUUUAGUGACCCUGUCAACGCACAGCAAGCUAAACUGUCGUUGGAUGGGCAGAACAUCUAUAAUUCAUGCUGUACUCUGCGAAUAGACUUCAGUAAACUGGUCAACCUCAAUGUCAAAUACAACAACGACAAGAGUCGAGAUUACACCAGGCCCGACCUUCCUACGGGAGACGGAGAGUCCACCAACAAGGAUCACUCUUUAUUAGGGACCCCAUCCGGAGCGCUCGCCUCCUACUCCAGUGGAGGAGGUUACUCAUCCUCGCUCUCCCUCUCGCAGGGCGGAGGAGCCAUCAGCCCCCUGAGCGCGGCGGCGGCGGCGGCAGCAGCUGCGGGUCGUGUCGCUCUGUCCGGCUCCGGCGUGUCGGGAGUUCUGUUGGCAUCCAACCUGAAUGAAGAGAUGGUCACGCCUCAAAGUCUCUUUACCCUCUUCGGGGUCUACGGUGAUGUUCAGAGGGUGAAGAUCCUCUACAACAAGAAAGACAGCGCGCUGAUCCAGCUGUCCGAUGGCAACCAGGCUCAGCUUGCCAUGAGCCACCUGAACGGCCAGAAGGUGUUCGGUAAGGUGAUGAGAGUGACUCUGUCCAAGCAUCAGACUGUGGCUUUGCCCAGAGAAGGACUGGACGACCAACUGCUCACUAAAGAUUUCUCCGGCUCGCCCCUUCAUCGCUUUAAGAAACCGGGAUCCAAGAACUUCCAGAACAUCUUUCCUCCCUCGGCCACACUUCACCUCUCCAACAUCCGGGAUGGAGUUGGAGAAGAGGAUCUGCGUCUUCUGUUUGCCAACAGUGGAGGAACCGUGAAGGCCUUCAAGUUCUUCCAGGACCGCAAGAUGGCCUUGAUCCAGAUGACGUCCGUAGAGGAAGCCAUCCAGGCGCUGAUGGAUCUUCACAACUACGACAUGGGAGGGAAUCACCACCUCAAAGUUUCCUUCUCCAAGUCCACCAUCUAACGCACCUGUAACACAUCAACACGGCGAGCGAGGGAGCGUUUCCGUUUCAGUCUUUUUCUGUGAAUAGUUUCCAGACGAAAAGAGAAUAUUCAGAUCACACCAAGUCAGAUUUCUUCACCAGUAGAAGCAUCAGUUACCUCAGUCCCAGCCCGACGGCCGCGCUGGUGUUUAUCUCCGCUCUCUGGUCCGCGGUUUGGACGACUUCAAGGGCCAGAGACUGUUUGGAUUGCACCAGAGCUGCGUGCUCUGGUGACGCGGGGCCCUCUUCAGAGAUGAGUCUGUUUCCACUUCAUUUCUUUUCUGCUGAGCUCCUUUAAUUAAUCAGCCUCCACUCCGUCAUCCGGCUUCCUGAAGCUUCCACCCUUUAUUUUUAGCCUCCAAAUUAGCAUUGUGCGUGUAGCUGCUCACUCCUCUCUGCCGCCUCUCAUUAUUUUCUGGUUGUGUGAGCAAGUCUUUGAUAGUAGUUUUUGACGCACUCCCCGACUCUCACUCCUUUUAAUGUCACCCUUUACAUUAAAAAAACAGACUGGAGUGCAUGAAGAGAUGCUGUUUUUUUUUUUUGUUUUUUUGUUUUUUCGGUCAGUAUCAGUUGCAAUGUAAACACUGGUGCUCAGUUUUACCUUACCGCACACUACUGACAGCUUUAAAAUGUGUCCCUGCAGGAUUGAGAAGGACUUAAAUCAUUUUAAUAUCUGCUUGAGGAUUUCAAUCCUCAAAAAAAAAAAAAAAAAGUUCAAACUGCUUGUUGUGCUUCAAGUGAUUUAUCAGCUCUCCUGAUCUUAUUUCCGUCACUGAACAAUCAUUUUGUGUGCGUUUCAUACAAGAAUCCCGUUUAAUCAGCAUUAACGCAGCCACACCGCAUCGCGUCAGUGUGACAUGAAAACAGCCACACUUCAGACUUUGAAUGUGUUUACAGUGGGAACGCAGCAACGGGGAUCUUUUUCCUCCAGGAACACAAGCUUCCUCUUUAAACGCCGUCCCAGCUGCGAGUGGGUGCACGCACACACACACACACACACACACACACACACACACACACACACACACACACACACACACACACACACACUCGCACACACACACAGGAUGCAUGCUAAUGCUGUCCAUUUGGAAGAGGCUUGUGGGAGAUCUGGAGGGACUAAAGCACACGUGCCUUUAGUCCGUGAUCUGGUUUUGCCAUUGAAACUCUUGUGUCUUCAGAAACAAAUCAUUUCAUUGGUAACCUCUGAUGAUCUUGUGUCGUGAACCUGUAAAAAUAGUGAUUUUUACAAAAAAAAAAAAAAAGACUCGAAAAGAAGCGAGCCUCUUCCCCUCAGUCUACGUGGAGAUGCAUGGAGAUCCUGAGGCCAUCUGAAAAGUGGAUUUUUAUUUUUCUGUUCGUUUUGGUUUUUUUUUUUUUUUGUUUUUUUUUUAGAGUUUUCUUCCUUUUUAGGCGAUUGUUGUAAAUUUUAUACUUGAGUUCAGUUUCUGAUUUUUGUGAUAAGAUUUGGGAUUAGCAACAAUUAAACGUGUUUUUUCUACCAAUGAGCCCACGGUAAAGUGUUUGUUUGUGUGCGUUUGGAUAGUUCCAGGCCUCUGCUCUCAUCUGUAUCCUACCUGAAUAAACUUCUCUCUCUCUGUUCA